Messenger RNA from Telopea speciosissima, 1172 nucleotides. Its product is annotated as F-box protein At2g26160-like. Lineage: Eukaryota; Viridiplantae; Streptophyta; Magnoliopsida; Proteales; Proteaceae. The record is from RefSeq and is a predicted model, not a curated record. Bases 60 to 1172 code for a protein of 370 amino acids. The transcript has a single exon.
ACUGGUCGACAAAGAUCUGCUAACUUGUAGCCUUUACUCAAAACUGCAAAAGGAAAGACAUGGCAGGGUGGUCACUGCUUCAGGAGGAUAUUGUUGAGCUUAUCGCCAAGAAGCUUACAUUCAUUCUUGACUUUACCCGGUUUAGUGCUGUAUGUAGGUCAUGGAAAUUGGAUGAAUCCAAAAGAAAGAGACUUUUAGCUCCACAACUUCCGUUGUUAAUGCUUAUUGAGGGGGUAAAAGAUGGAGGGAUGACCUGCAACUAUUAUAGUCUUCCAGAGGAUAAAAUUUUUGAAUUUAAGCUGCCUGAGGCUCAUGGAAAUCGGUGUGUAGGAUCCACAGAUGGAUGGGUUGUAACAGUUGAUGAGUGCUUCAAGAUGCAACUGCUAAAUCCAUUCACUGGUGCCCAAAUUCAGCUCCCAUCUCAGGCAACAUUCGAAGAUCAAUACCCUGAAGAUGAUUUUACACAAGAAGAACUUUGUGAUUUAACUGUUUCCAAAGCUAUUUUAUCUUCAAACCCUUCUUCCUCUAACAAUGAGUGUGUGGUUUUGGCUAUCCAUGGCUAUUGGCGUUCAUUGGGGUUUGCAAGACCAGGGGAUGAAGCUUGGACCCCAGUGAAAAGCAAAAUUCUAUUUUUUGAGGAUGCAAUAUACUACAAAGGAAACUUUUAUGCGAUUAAUGCGACUGAAGGAGUUUUUUUGGUUGAUAUAGGUAUCAAACCCAAGACUAAACGCAUUGCACGUCCAGUCAGAGAAGCAUCAGAUUGUGACAUUGGAUACUUGGUAGAAUGGUGUGGGGAGCUAUUGCAGGUGCUCAGGAUGAUGGAGGACCUUGAUCCAGAUGGCCCUGAACAUCGGACACUCGGUUUCCGAGUUUUCAAGCUGGAUUUUAGUAAAAAGAAGUGGGAGGAGGUGAAGAGCUUAGGGCAUCAUGCAUUGUUUUUAGGUUGGAAUACAUCUAUCUCACUGACUGCUGCCAACUUCCAUGGGAUCAAAGAAAAUUGCAUUUAUUUCUCAGAUGUUACUUACUCAUGCUAUUUCACAAGUGAAAUUUUACUAGAGAAAGACAUUGGAAUCUUCCAUAUGAAGGACGAGAGUAUUGAGCCUCUUCACACAGGACAGACUUAUCGCUUUCCUGCACCUCCUCUUUGGGUGAUUCCAAAUCCUUGGAACUAG